CUUGGAAUUUCCAGCGUUUCUCUUGUACUUGGUGGUAGCUAUGUAGUCGAAUUCGAGGAGUACUUUGUCGCAGUGUGUGUGCGUUUGCUCGAGUGCCCAAACAGCGUACCUGCUGAUGAGGACGUGAAGGGUGUUUUGCGCCUGCGUGUUUUGCUUAUCCGAAUGCUUUUCACGGCUUCCUGAUUCACACAAUCAAAAGAAAAAAGAACGCUCAAGAACGAAAAAAAUGAGGUGAUUUGCUUGCCACAAAAAAGAAAACGAAGAAAAGGUUUGGACAUUGAGAUUCGUGCAUGUGGGUUCCAUUGGUGUACUGAUGUGGUCAUUGUUUGUGUAGCAAGGAAGAAAGAUGAGGGGUAUGAAGAGCCUAGAAAGAUCACAGCACAGGAAGUAUAAUUAAGCAACCUCGAAGGCCUCAACAUUCUUCGUCCGGCGAGCGACUUUAGCCAGGACAUGAACCAUCAUUGGCUUUUCAGCUCCAGGAGAUUAGAGAGGUGUGGAGAUUGAUAGAUUGAUUGAUUAGUAGGAAGGAGGAGGUGCCAGGUGAAGAAAUGGGGGGCUAGAGACAAGAGCGGCGGCAUGGGCAUGCACAGGGAUUCUAAGCAGGCUCUUGGGCGAUUUGGAUAGCGGGCUCUGGGAGUUGGGUUGUGCUCCAUUUUCUCAAUUCGAUGGCGGUCAGAUUGCUCCCGGAAGGAUUACCUGCGCUGCUCAAAGUUUGGAUUUGUAUCGUCAGAGCAGGAAACUUUGUGUAGGAUGGGAGAGUCGUCGGCAUUCCGGAGCUGGAGCUGGGAAGUGCCAGCGUUUGAGCCCAGGAGUUCUUCCGCGGCGAAUAGCACCUUGUGGAGUGACGAGGAUGGAGACGAUUUGCAUGCCUUGACGGCGAAGGGUGGUCGCAGGCUCUCGCUGCCGGCUCAUCUCAACAGCACUGAUGAGAGGCAGCAGCAGCAGCAGCAGCAGCAGCAACAGCUUUCCAGCAGGCUCUUGAAACUGAGGGAAGAGCUCCUGGGGGCUCGGAGCGAGUUUCUAGAGAUCAGACAAGAAGCUAAUGAUCUACAGGAGUACUCGAGUGUAAAGCUCGAUCGAGUAACUCGCUAUCUUGGUGUUCUCGCGGACAAAACGCGCAAGCUCGAUCGGACGACAGCGGAGUAUGAACUUAGGCUCGCCAUUUUGAGAAAAGAAAAGUGUUUACAUUUCAACGAACUAGUGUCUAGCAAAGGAAGUACUAGAGUUUUUGUUCGUGCUCGUCCAAAGCUUAGUGAUGAAACGAGUACGGCACUUUCGUUUCCUGACGAGUGCACCGUUAUCAUCAACCGAGCGGGUGAAAAGUCCUCCCGGCUCCAGCCCGUAGAGUUUCGUUUUGAUCGAGUAUACGAACCUCGUACUUCACAAGGAGAGUUCUUCCAAGAUAUCCAGCCUUUGGUACAGUCGGCGCUAGAUGGCUAUAAUGUUUCAAUAUUUGCGUGUGGUUCUAGUGGCUCUGGCAAAACUUACACACUGGAGGGGCCGAGCCAUGACAGAGGCAUGUACUUCCGAGCCUUCGAGGAGCUUUUCGAUCUGUCGAAUGGAGAAGCUACCCCUUCGUCCAAGUUCACGUUCUAUGUGACCAUGUUUGAGCUCUGUAACGACCAGGUUCAAGACUUGCUUGCAAACGUAGCAACUGUUGCGGAAGGUCCUGUUAAUAAGAUUCAGAUGGAAUCCUCUGUAGAGCUACUGCAGCUUGAAGCCGAGAAUCCUUCAAGCUUUGCUAGAAUCUUCAAGGCCGGGCUACAAAACCAGCAAAUAAACGGCUUCAAGGCAAAAAACAUGAGCUCUCCAUGCCUGACUGUCACCAUUCACGUAGGAUACUCGAACAGUUCCACUGGUGAAAAGCAGUAUAGCAAGCUGUCCCUUGUCGAUGUACCUGGAACCGAGCAGCAAAUGACUACUGAAGGAGUUAGCCCGUGCUUUUCAUCACUAGUUGAAGUCAUAUCUGCUCUCGUCUCUAAAAGGGACCAUGUACCAUAUGCAAAUUCGAAGCUAGCGAGAAUUUUAUCGGACUCCCUAGGUGGGGACUCAAAGACGCUAUUGAUACUGAACAUCAGUCCAAGCGAUGUGAGUCUUGAUGUGACGAAGGCAUGGCUCAAGAUCGCAAAAUUCUGCAAUGAUUCGUCCCGAACUUUACAAAACAGGAUUUACGAAGAGCAAAAUCAAGAGCUCAGGAUCGAAGUGGAAAUGCUGAAAAACUCAUUGAAAGCGUCUGAAGACCAAUGCGCACUUUUAUUCAAAGAGAUGCAAAAGUCUUGGAAGUCUCCAAGUACUGCUGGAGGUGACGAUUCAAUAGAGCGGAAGUUUGAGAAGGAUCAAAUAGUUCAGCUGAAAACUCAAGUAGCGCAAUUUGCGAAGUAUGACCGCGACCAAAAAGCCGAGCUGGCAAGUCGAGCAUCGAAAAUCUUGGCUCUUGAAGACAAACUGCAAGAACUUACUCUGCAGUUAUCAGAGAUGAGAGCUAGAGAAUCUCAAAAGAUAGAAAAGGUCAUUCGAACGACAUCGGAUUUAAACGGCACGUCGCCUGCGGCGAGGGAAGAAGAACUCGCGAAGCGAGACGAUCUGAUUGAGCGUUUGCACGAGGAAAACGAGAAGCUCUUUCAGCGGCUCACUGACAGAGGUAUCUUUUCUCCAAAGAUUCGUCAACCGGAUCCUCCAGCAAUCGACAAUCUCACCUUAGGUGACUCAGUCAAGGAUUCUGCCAAACGUUCACCUUACAACCAAGUUCCAAGCACUAACUUGAACAAUAACACUAACACAAACAAGAGCACUCCAGAAAUGACAAAUGCUUUGCAAAAGACAAAUUUUAAGUCCACUCCAGCCGGGGAAUAUUUAACCUCUGCUUUGUCGGACUUCGAUCCUGAUCACUACCAGGGCUUAGCUGCUAUAUCGGAUGCCGCAAAUAAACUGCUUAUGCUGGUUCUAGCGGCUGUGAUCAAAGCCGGUGCCACAAGGGAACAUGAGAUGCUGGAAGAGAUUCGGGGAGCUGUAUUCGCAUUCAUCCGCAAGCUAGAACCGAGAAAGGUCAUGGAUACAAUGCUGGUUUCCCGCGUCCGAAUAUUGUACGUGCGUUCUCUUCUAGCGAGAGCAGCGGAGCUGCAAGAGAUUAAGGUGCCUUCCGUGGACAGAUUCUUUGAAAAGGUCGGAUCCAAGAGCAGUAGAACAUCCAGCAAUGGGAGCAGUCCGACUCGUUCUCCAGUUUCCAGCCAUCUGCAUUCCAGCUCAAGGAAAGACUUGAUAGAUGGUGAGAACAUACCAUCCUUCAAGAUUAACCUGAAACGGGAGAAAGCAUCCAAACUAUCCUCAAUCGUGCUAAAGCUCAGAGGCAUCGACCAGGAAACUUGGAAGCAACAUCUAACGGGAGCAAAGCUUCGCGAGAUGAACGAAGAAGCGCGGAACUACGCAAUCGGGAACAAGAAACUGGCAGCCUUGUUCGUUCACACGCCUGCUGGAGAGCUUCAGAGGGAAAUACGUGGGUGGCUUGCAGAAAACUUUGAGUUUCUGUCAUUAACGGGAACAGACAAUGCGAGCGGUGCCCUUGGCCAACUGGAGCUCCUUUCCACAGCUAUCAUGGACGGUUGGAUGGCCGGACUUGGUAUUCCAACACGUUCUACAACCGAUGCUCUGGGCCAGUUGUUCUCCGAGUAUACCAAGCAUGUAUACAUGUCUCAGCUACAACACUUGAAGGAUGUGGCAGCCACUCUGGCUACAGAAGAGGCAGAGGAUCUUGCACAAGUGACCAAAGUCCGGUCGGCCCUUGAAUCCAUUGAUCACAGGCGAAGAAAGAUAUUGCAACAAAUGAGGAACGAUCCCGCUCUCCUCACUAAAGAAGAAGGUGGAUCUCCAUUGCGUUGCCCUUCCUCCGCUAGCGAGGAAGCCCGUAUUGCAUCGCUUAUCUCGCUCGAAGACAUCUGUAAUCAAGCCGAGGAGAUACGUAAAGAAGCACCACUAAAAGCCACAUUUACGUCCAAGAAGAAGUUCAUGCUGUCAAGGCUCGACUCGCUAGUCAGCCAGACGUCUGCACUGUUGUCGAUUGAUCACGCCUGUGCUCACAAGUUCAUCAAAGCAGCCCGCCGGGCAACCGAGGCAGCGGCGGCGGCAAGUGACGGAGCAACACGCAGGAGGACGGCUUCUUCCGACGACGGCAAGAGCGGCGAGCUGUCAUCCUCAUCAGGCGACUGGGGAAACGACGCCAGCAUGAAUCCCGCCAGCGAAGUCGUGCAAUGGAGCGUCCUCCAGUUCAACAACGGGACAGACACACCAUUCAUCAUCAAGUGUGGAGCAACGUCGCUGAUGCAGCUGGUAAUCAAGGCCCAGGCAAGCAACAAGAGCAGCGAGAGCAGCGAGGCGGCGGGGCGGGAGGUGGUGGCCAUCGUGCCGAGCCCGUCCAUCCUGUCGGGGCUGUCGCUGGAGGAGAUAAAGCAGGCACUGCAGCCUCUACCGGAGGCGUUUAGGCAGCUUGCCAUGGCGAGGACCGCCGACGGGACCCGGGCAAGGUACUCGAGGCUGUACAAAACGCUGGCGGUGCGCGUGCCGGCAUUGAGAAGCAGUGCCGAGCACUUUGACACCGACUUUGCGGGUGGCGGUGGCAUCAAGACGACGCCGCAGCACAGCAGGAGCUUGCAACAGCAGAGGCAGCAGAGGCAGCACAUCCACGCCAGAAGGGCAUCCGAGUCGGACAAUUUCCUCAGCGACUACUGAAAAAGGGAAGCUAGUUUUGUCCCGGCUCCUGAAGAUUUAGCCUGGUUUCCUUGCGACAGGAGGUUGAAGAGCGUUCACACCAGCGCGUGCAUAAGAAGCCACCGGAGCAGUGGACACAAGCUUCCAGCCGCGUGGUUUUGAGCCUCCGGAUUCAAGGGACAGUAAGCGGCAGAAGGCGUCCAAGAGCAGACUCUAGAUGAACACCGAGUAGAGCCGGACACCAAACCACAAAGGACGUUUCUGUAACUCUCGCUGAAGUUUUUGUAUGAGACAUUGCACCUAAAACCUGAGGAGGAGGUAUAAGUUGUUUUUACUCUGGGAAACUCACGCUUGCCAGAUUA
This is a messenger RNA of Selaginella moellendorffii, 5063 nucleotides long. RefSeq names its product kinesin-like protein KIN-14B. NCBI's taxonomy places the organism in Eukaryota, Viridiplantae, Streptophyta, Lycopodiopsida, Selaginellales, Selaginellaceae. The transcript has 23 exons. The record is from RefSeq and is a predicted model, not a curated record. Gene Ontology annotation, biological process: microtubule-based movement. Gene Ontology annotation, molecular function: microtubule motor activity; ATP binding; microtubule binding. The coding region runs from base 751 to 4722 and encodes 1323 amino acids.